Molecule: messenger RNA, 828 nt
Organism: Trichobilharzia szidati
Lineage: Eukaryota; Metazoa; Platyhelminthes; Trematoda; Strigeidida; Schistosomatidae
Source: the annotation of a GenBank genome assembly
AUGGAAUAUCGCGAAAUUGCCAAAUAUGUUUCGACAAGUUCACCAGACUGGUUCCAGUCAAACGUAAUGGCCGUUACAAAUUGGCAAGCUAAUAACAAUGGAGGACGUGCUCUUGUUGCAUUUUCCUCCCGUUCAUAUAUACACGUUUUCAUCAUUAAACAAGAAAUUUACUGGGAAAAUCAACAGGAAUAUUCGUGGAGUUGUGUGGGCCAGAUAAUUGCCCACCAAGACAAAAUAUCGGCAGUAACCUUUGAUGAGUGUGCUUGUUUGCGUGUGGUUUCUUGUGGCUUAGAUGGUUUGGUUCGACGUUGGAAGUAUAUCAGUCAAGAAUGGAUGCUGGAGACUGAGUUUAAUAUACAGGAAGUGCGGGGAAAUAUCAACCCAACAGCUGUCAGUUGUCUCUCCUGCUCUGCAAAUGAGUCAUACAACUUCGUGGGCACAGAUAGAGGGUGGCUUUUAGUAUGGGUUGUUGACUGUGAGACGAACAAAUCUUACUAUGUAUCUAAAAAAUUCGAAAACGAUUCUGUUGUGUUGUGCACAUGGGAGAAAUGUGCAAUAGUUCAAUCGAUUUCGCGAGUUGCUGUCGGUUACAAGAAAGGAAUUGUGUGUGUUUAUUCAUUUAUACCGUCGGAUAUUUCUUCAACUCCAAGCAUCGUACAGUUGACCCGCUUCUAUGCUCAUGAGGCGGAUAUCUGUCAUAUUGUAUGGCGCUCAAGUGCUUCUGCGUCAUCGUCAGAUCCUGAGAUUCUUACAUGCGGACGUGAUCAGAUGGUUAAGGUGAGUGUUCGACAAAGUCUUCAAUCAAAUUUCAGUUUAAUAUCUAAAUAA